CCAACAAGUGGAUACGCUUUCAGCUCUACUUCUCAGAUUGGUGGUCUUGCUCCUGAUAGCCGAAGCCUACGCUUUUUGAAGCAGGAGAUAGAUCUUCGGUGUGCUGUUCCUUUGUGGGGGUUUUACAACGCUGCUCUAAACUUUGGUGUCUCUGGGGGCGUCACAUUCCCAUGGGGAAGCGGAUACCAGAACCGCCCUUCCUCUGUGCCAGAGAGGUUCUUCUUGGGUGGCAAUUCGUCUCCUGUAUGCUCUUUAGGUGGGCCAUCAGCUCUAUGGGGAUUCAAGACCAGAGGACUUGGUCCCAACGAGCCAAAGAGGAAAGGAGAUAACGAAAGAGAUUUCGUUGGAGGAGACGCUGCCGUGACUGCAUUUGCGGAUCUCUCAUUUGAUUUGCCAGUGAGAUGGUUAAGAGAGAGAGGUGUGCACGGGCAUGUGUUUGCUUGUGCUGGGAAUAUGGCAAAGCUAUCAGAGAAUGAGUUUAGAAACUUAACUGCUCCAAAGUUGUUGGAGACGUUUAGAACUUCGGUUGGUGCUGGACUCGUGUUGCCAACUAGUCUUUUCCGUAUGGAGAUUAACUACUGCUAUAUAUUGAAGAAGCAGGAACACGAUCGAGCAAAAACUGGAUUUUUCCUGACAUUCUCGGCCUGAUGAAUUUCAGUUCAAGAAGGUACUCAAUAUGAUAUGGCCUUUCUUUCUUUUUUCUUAGCUGCUCUGCAAUGUCUGGCAGAAUCUUUGGUUUCAGCGCAUAUCUUAUAAAUUAUUUCAUUGUUGAAUCUAAACUGUUUUGUAAGAGUUGAUUUUUUUUUGUCAUAUUUUGCUUGGACUUCUCAUUUUUGGAUUCACGAGAAAUAAAAAAGAGGAAGAAUAAUUGUUCGUCUGAAAA
Raphanus sativus (radish) is the source of this 883-nucleotide messenger RNA. RefSeq lists its product as uncharacterized. Gene Ontology annotation, cellular component: SAM complex; outer membrane. Lineage: Eukaryota; Viridiplantae; Streptophyta; Magnoliopsida; Brassicales; Brassicaceae. Gene Ontology annotation, biological process: protein insertion into mitochondrial outer membrane. The record is from RefSeq and is a predicted model, not a curated record. The transcript is spliced from 3 exons. The annotation marks the transcript as partial.